GUGAUAGUAGGUAUACUGUACUGCCGGGUAGUUGCUGCUUAAAUCAAUCUUAUAUUUACCAUAUUUACAUUCUCGCUCGUUUGUUCGAUGUUGAAUAUUUUUUAGAUUAACUUUUAUUUUUAAAACUUAUGUGCUAAAAUUGAAACUCUAUUGGUUUCAUAAAAAAUGACUUUGUAUCAUUUUGGUAAUUGUGUCACCUUAUUGUACGUGCCACACUAUUUAACGUACAAAUACGCAAAUCUAUCCGAGUAUGGAGCAUUUUGGAAGUGUAUACAAGGUGGUAUUAUAUAUACGUUCACCCAACUGUGCAAGAUGUUGAUUUUAGCAACGUUCUUUCCUGCAAAUGAGGCAUCUAUAACCACAUUGAGUUUAACGAACUUCCUCAAGAGCUCUGUUGAUUUAGCUGAUAUUGCUGGAAUCUAUGUUAUAUUGCAAAGCAUACCCGGAAAAGGGCAUGCCAAGGUAAUGACAGCAGGCAUUGGUUGGGCAGGUGCUGAAAUAUUAUUGACCCGAUUUCUACUUUUAUGGGUGGGUGCAAGAGGCACUGAAUUUGAUUGGAAGUACACUCAAAAAUGUUUAGAAUCCAAUAUAAAUUUGAUGCAUCAUAUAAUGACUGCUGCAUUAGUUUGGUUAUGGUCCAGACACGAUUUAUCUAAAUUACAAUCAAAAUUUUCACCAUUUGCUGCUGUCAGCAUUCUUCUGUUGCUGUCUGUUUACCGUUCAGUGAUUAUAGACUCUCUUGCUGCUUGGCUUUUAAUUGAUCCUUGGUCAAUAAUCGCAAUCAAAGGAGUUUACACAAUUUUUCUAGGUUUAAUCAUGCUAAAAUAUUAUACUAGACUUUCAACAUUAAUUGGGAUGUAUUAAAAAAAAAAAUGAAAUUUUUUUAUAUAAAUAUUCAAAAUAAAGAUAUACACAAACUUUAUAAUUAUUAUUAUUUUGUAUUAUAUUUAUUUACACUGAUAAAAAAAAAAUAAAAAAAAUUAAACAAAAAUAAUGUA
Aphis gossypii (cotton aphid) is the source of this 998-nucleotide messenger RNA. RefSeq names its product transmembrane protein 147. The record is from RefSeq and is a predicted model, not a curated record. Lineage: Eukaryota; Metazoa; Arthropoda; Insecta; Hemiptera; Aphididae. The coding region runs from base 166 to 864 and encodes 232 amino acids. The transcript is spliced from 4 exons.